UUAAUCCCUCCCUGCCUGCCUGUCAGUCAAACGCGUGCCCCGCCCCUUCACUGCCUGCCCGCACGUCGAGCAAAAAAAAAAAAAAACAGCAACGGCGGCCGUUGGGGAAAGAGAGUAAAUAGAGAGAGAGGCUUCAAGAUGGCUGACUCGCUGGGCUCCGUUUACCUCACCGGAGAUGCUGCUGCUGCUACUGCGGCAGCCCCGGCGGUCGCCUCCGUCAAAAGCCCGCUCGUCAAGCCGAGCGAGGCGAAGGGAGCCCCCGAACACCGCUCUCAGUCUUCCCGGGAAUUCAACCCGCCGCCGCCCAAGAAGGUCCGAGUCGAAGAGAGGAGCGUUAAACCUAAGAAACUCAGCAGGGACGGAGGAGUGGGAGGCAACGGUAGCGGCAAAGAGAAACUCCAGCCGCUCACGAAGCAGCAGAGUUCUGGCAGCGGUAGUGCGGGUUUGUGGAGCUUCACCCCGGUUAAGACGAGCGGCAACAACCCUCCGGUGCCUGCUACCGGUGGAUCCCAGCCACCGACAAACACACACAAAGUCUUCAAACAGAGCGAUUUCUUCCUCCACAAAGCGCCUUCAUCCUCCAAACCCAAGAAACCGAAUAAAGAUAAACAGCGGGAGAAAGAGAGUGAGAAGGGGAAAGGAGGCGGAGAAGAGAAAAAGAAACGUAAACUGUUGGUGACCUCCGGACCCGGGAGUAAUGUUAAUAACAACAACAACGACAUCAGCAGAUUUAAUAACACUUCUGCAGUGAAGAGGGAAAAUGGGGAGGUCAUGUUGCCACCCAAAGAGCACUCUACCAAGGACAAGGCGAAAGAGAGAGACCAGGAGGAGAGGGAGAAGAAGAAGGUGAAAGACAGAGAGAAAGAGAAGGAGAAGAAGAAGCACAAAGUGAUAAACGAGAUCAAGAGGGAGAACGGUGAAGUCAAGCAGCCCAUUAAAGAUGAAAAAGAGAAGGCCAAGAUCAACUCAGAGGAGCUGCAAAUCAAAAAAGUGAAGAAGAAAAAGAAGAAGAAACACAAAGAGGGGGAGAAACACAAACGAGUGAAGAUGUACCACCGCUCCUGCCAAACCAUUUGUGCUGGCCUUCUUCUCCUCCCUCCUUCCUCUCCACCCCCCACCUCCUCUUCUCCAUCCUCCAAUCCCACACACAACUCCUCCCUGUCUCCAUUCAAGUCCCCUCUACCCGUUUAUCCUCCACCUAACAACAAAACUGCACAUGUCUUGCCUUCGUCCCCUCCCCUUGCCUCCAAAUCUGUCUUUAACUCCUCUCUCCUCAACUCUCCGACGUCCUCCAUCAAGGCCUCUCAACCUUCCCCGGCCAAACACCAGCCGCAGUGCACCUAUCCUGGCAUGGCGGGCCUGGAGUUUGCCCCGUACAUCCACAUAGAGAACCAGCCUAACGGAGGGGCCUUGGUGGCUCACGCCUACACGUCCCAGCUGUCCUCUCUCUCCAUGGGCCAGAGGCAGAGAUUCGCCCAGGAGUUCGUCACCUUGUCUUUCAGCGAGGACUCAUCCCAGGCAGCUCAUUACGUCAUGGGAAUUGUCCACGGAGAAGCGAGCUACCUGCCUGACUUCUUGGACUACUUCUCAAAUAAGUUCCCAUCAGCUCCAGUCAAAAUGGAAAUACUGGGAAAGAAGGACAUAGAAACCACCACUAUGUCAAAUUUCUACUCUCAGGUGAAGAAAACAUACAGUAACGGCACAUACAGAGCUGGGGCCAUGAGACAGAUCAGCCUGGUGGGAGCCGUGGACGAGGAGGUCGGGGAUUAUUUCCCAGAAUUCCUCAGCAUGUUGGAGGAUUCACCCUUCCUGAAGCGGACUCUUCCAUGGGGAACGUUCUCCAGUCUGAGGCUGAUGAAUCCCACAGAGAGUGACGACGGUCCUAUAAUGUGGGUCAGACCGGGAGAGCAGAUGAUACCUGUAGCUGAUAUACCAAAGUCCCCUUUUAAGAGAAAACGCUCCACCAACGAAGUGAAGAACCUGCUACAGUCGCUGCCUAGGACCAGCGAGCCCAGAGAGAUGCUGUUUGAGGACCGGACUCGGGCCCACGCUGAUCACAUCGGUCAGGGCUUCGAACGUCAGACCACAGCGGCCGUGGGGGUGCUGAAGGCUGUAGGGUCCGGACAAAGCUCGGAGCCUCCUCGUGUAACCAAAGACGUUGUGUGUUUCCAUGCUGGGGAUUUCUCUCAUGUAGUUCAGAGGCUGCAGUUGGACCUACACGAACCUCCGCUGUCUCAGUGCGUGAAGUGGGUGGAUGAUGCCAAACUAAACCAGCUGCGUCGUGAGGGCAUCCGCUACGCUCGCAUCCGCCUGUGCCACGACGACAUCUAUUUCAUCCCGCGCAAUGUGGUCCACCAGUUCAAGACGGUGUCAUCUGUCUGCAGCCUGGCAUGGCACAUCCGCUUAAAACAAUACCACCAUGGAGAGGAGGAGGAGGAGGAGGAGGAGGAGGGGGUGAAGGAAGAGGAGGAGCAGGUUGAGUUGAAGGAGAGGGAAACAGUGGAGGAGGAAGAAGAGGGAAGGAGAGAAAAGAAGGGUAAAGUGAAGGAGAGGAUGAAGAAGGAGGAGGAGGAGGAGGUGGAUGUGGCAGAAAACAGGACGUUGCCUGCUGUCAAAAAGGAGGAACAGCAUCCACCUGUUUCGUCUCAGCCUGCUCCCUCACUGGACUCGAACGUGAGCAAUGCUAGAGACAAAGAGGAAGAGAGGGAGAGAGUAAAAGAAAGAGGGAAAACCAAACAGCAGGUUUCACCUCCCGCAAAGGUGAAAGCAGAACUCCCAGCGCCUCCUCGCUGCAAGAAUGAAUCACCUUCACCUCUCCCUCCUGCCUCUCAUCUUCUUCACCAGGACACAAAACCCAAAACAGCAUCAUCAAAGCACCUUCAUCACCACGGCCAUCACCAUCAUUGGGACAGCAGGACGAAAUCUUCCAGUGCAAGUUUCUCCUCUUCAGCUCCUAAAUCACCCAUCCUCAAAUCUUCCUCUUCUUCGUCACCUUCAGCUGUUACUCCUUUGCGCUCUUCUUUUGCUGCUCUCAAUCCAUCCUCUACUUCUUCUCCAUCUCCUGUUCUGUCCACAUCUUCCUCCGCGUCCACCUCCGCUAAAUCUUCCCUGACCAGUACCAAGCCCGCGGCAGACUUCUCACUCCCCCCGUCCGCCCUGACUUCGGCGUCCCAGCUGCCUUCCUCCUCGCAGUCAGACCCACCAAAGGACAAAGACUCACUCCGGCCAAAGCCAGACGCGCAGGCGCGGUCGGAGUUUCGGGCGCCACAUGGGUCGCCCGCCGUGGACACGCACACAGACACACGGACGCACGCAGUAGCUCGGACGCCGACAGACUCGCGGACACAAACGCUCCAAGAGAGAUGGACUCGCAGCACGGACCCCAGGACGCCUACGGAUCCGCAGAUGCAUCCGCCACAGGACACGGGGAGGCAAGGAGUUUACAUGCAGCAAUACCCAGCCCAGCACCUCCCACCUCCUCACCUCCCUCACAUGCUCCCCCCCUCUUUCCCCUCUCUCCUGCCGCACUCCCAUCUUUCUCACAGACCUCCAAUCCUCCCUCCAAAUCAACUCUCCACCCCCUCUUUCCUCAGUCAGAAAGCGCCACCCCAUUCGGUUCACAUGAGCCAGCUUCACCUGCAUCCCCCACAUCAGCCAAACAUCACCACGCAGUCGCAGCCGUACUUCCAGCCUCCCCUAAUCACCUGCCCGUCUCAACCCAACACUCCACUCACAAGCCCUCACUCUCUCCCACCUCACCUUUCCCACCACCACCAGUUCUCCCCGCACACCAAAACCUUCUUCCCCCCUCAGCAUCCCCACUUCCCCUCUCACCACUUCCUCCCCCCUCAGUCUUUCCUCCCUCAGUCGACCAGCUCCUACCUACAACCGCAAUACCAAACCUCAGCACCAGCGCAGGUUCAGCUCCCGCAGCCUUUCCCGCACCCGCCUCCUCCUCCUUCCUCCUCGCCGCCUCCACUUCCUCCUUCUCUUCCACCUCUUCCGCCCCCUCAGCCCCCUCAGCCUUCCCCUUCUGUCCUCUCCCCUCCGCCGAAGCAUGAAGAGGAACAGAAACAGAUUUUAUAGUAGUUUUUGUACAUAACAGGGUUUUUAAAUGUAAAUGUACAAGGAUUUAUUUUGGUUGCGUUGUUGUAAAAUGAUGUAAAAAGGAAAUAACGAGGACAACAGUGGAGUGUAUCGGUUUGUGCACCGUAUCGUAGUUUAUAACGCAGAGUUGGACUUUAUUUACCCCAGACAUCAUGACUGGACAGGUUUAGAUUGUACUGAUGCUUUAGAUGUGCUCGGGUUAAAAAUAUUGAGAAUUGAUUGCAUUUAUUGGUAGUUUUAUUUUUCUUCUUCCAAUUUCGACUUUAAAGAAGAUAAUAUUCAGGCUUAAGGUGUAAAUGAGCUACCUAGUCUGAGAAAACUGCUGUCUGGGUCUGUUUUUUUUUUUGUUUGUUUUUAAGUGAGCAUAACCCUCAAAUAUCAGAAUCUCUGUGAGCCAUCAGAGGUAGGAAGGAGGGAAAAAAAGCAGACUUUGUGUCAGAUAUUUAUAUAAAAAAGGUCUUUUAUGAUGAUCUUUUUGUGAAACUUGCAGCUAAUGCUUCCAUUUUUGUGGCUUUUUUUCCCUAGUGUAUUCUUUGUGCCCAAGACUGUUUCUGGAGUAAUGAUGGGUCAAAUCAUGAUAUUAUACAAUACACUAUUGUGUUGACGUAAUAUUGCUACUUUUUCCUCUACUGUAUUGUAUGCAUCUUAAUCAAUACAGUAUAUUGCAGUACUUUAAUAUUGUAUUUUGAGCAAUAAUGCUCUGCAAUAAUAUGUUGAAUAGAAGUAUAAAUGCAUUCCCCAUUAUUGAUACGGUGACAGCAAGAGUCAGUAUUUUUUAAUUGAUAGAAAGCCAGUAAUGUCCUGUUGAAUCAUGUUCACUAAGAAGUCGACAGUCAUGAGGAGUGCUUAAAUGUAUUGAACAGGUAUCUACAUGAUAUUUCUAAUCAGUUUCAGUAUUGUCCAAGAAGAAUAUUAGUGCAGUUGUUAGUGCUACUAAACAAAAGGAAACUCCCGUGUCGGUUAUAAAUCACCAUACUAAGUUACAGCAUACAGUAGCACUGCACUGAAUCACACCAAACAAAGAGUCACAAUUUAAAGGAAUAGUUUGACAUUUUGGGAAACGCUUUUAUUUGUGGUCUCGACAAGACUUGGAUGAGAAGAUUGAUACCACUCUUAUGGCUGUAUGGUUAAUAUAAAGCUGGAGCUGCUAGCUGCUUAGCUUUGCAUAGCUUAGAUUAGCAUGAAGACAGGAAACACAGGAGUCUCGUCAUCUGCGCUCGUAGCCAGCGGAGACUACCAUCAACUUACUGGUCCGGUUUCCUUCUGUUUCCAGUCUGUGUGCUGAGCUAAGCUAAUUAGCUUCAUAGUUUUGGUACACAUAUAACAGACAUAAACUGAAUAAGCAUAUUUUCCAAAAUGUCGAACUAUUCCUUUAAAGUGUUAGAACUAUCUUGGACCCGUAGCCCUCAACACCAGUGGUAGAGCUUUUAGUGUAAUUUUGCUGACUCUGCUUGAUGUGUACCAGGGUCUCCUAAUUUUGCCGGUCAGCCAAGGAACAAUUUGACCCAGCCAAGGCUGUUAUACAGAGUCAGAGUCUCAGGAAAGAAACAAAAACCAUUCAGGACACAUCUACAAAUAUAUUGGUCUCCUAAAAAAUCUAAAUCAUAGUUAAGGAUAUUGGGCUUUUAGGGUUAACAGUUCAGGGUCAUUCACAUAUGAUUAAAUGUGCAGCAUUAUAUUAGUACCUAUGCAGCUACAUUAAGAGCUCUCCAUGAGUUAACUUUAGAUCUAACAGCAUCUGGAUGAGAACCACAGAAUACGCAGAGCAAUAUCAUACAGGUGCAGUAGCUCAAGACUUCCCGAACGUGAUUCAUUACAGCACUUUGAAACACAGAUACAUCAACCGCUGUUUAAAUCCUUUCCUUUGGGCCGUGAAUCCCAGAUUAUGUCAGAUUAUCAACAGGGCAAUUUCAAGUUCUUCCGAGACUAUUGCGUGAAUCAUUCAGGCUCCUCUAUGAAACAUUUUUCUUAUUCUUUAUGGACACGUGCUCUAAGGCAGACAGAACAUACACUGUUGAGAGCUCAUUCCCAAAGCACUAUUUAUCUAUUUACCUGAAGUCCAGUGUGGAGCAUCCUGUCUGUUAAAAUGUUUUAUUUAUCGACCAGGGACUGAAGUGACCUUGUGUGUUUUAAAAGUACAAUAAAUUAUUAAUUUUUUUGUUUUAGCAACAACUAUGAAGAGUACAUGUUUUCUCCAAAUGGUGAAUAAGAUUUAAGAGUCAGUCUCUUCUGUUAUAGUGCUCGUCCCACAGUUGUGGAACUUGUGAUGUUGAGGAUAAACUUGAUUUCUUUUUGUCAUUGAUUUUACUGUCAAUAUUGGAGUACAGCUCACUAAUGCUAAUGUAGCCCACAACGUUUCCCCAGUGCCUGUCCUUAACUGUGAACCACUAAAUGGUCCAGAGCCACGUAGAGAAGCAGUUCUGUCCUUUUAUUUAAAGGGGGUUUUUCAGGAGUCCCCGUUUAAGUGUUCACUGGAAAAUGAGAGCAAAGCCUUAAAUUGGUCUCUAAAGCAGCUGAAAACUCCCCAAAUACCUGAGGCGUGAGUUGGGAUGAGUCAAGUUUUGUGGCUCAGGGUUAGUCUCACCACCGCCCUGGAAAAUGUUGGAAAAUAAAAAGUGAACCUUCAGCUCUCUUCAGGACUUCAUUUCAGAGACAGAACCCUUCACUUUGUGGCUUUGGCGGAGAGCGAGGUGAUAAUUAAGCACUUGAUGCCAGUUACAAGCAGCUCUUUUUAUGCUUUUGGUUUUCAGAUGUUACAAAAACAACAAAAACCUGACAGGAACUUAACAUAUUUUUUGUAUAAAUGUGACAAAAUUAUAGUUGAAAACAAAACAAGACUAGCAUUGUUUUCACAGAGUUUAUUUAUCUCAAGGUUUUGGUUUGUUUUUUCUAUUUUGUUUCUGUGAUUUUUAACUGUCAGCACUGUAGUGUACAUAAGAAGUUUUGUAAAGAGGAAAAAAAAUUGUAGUGUGGUUUCUACUUUAAAUAUGAGCCUAGCUAAUAAAAGGUUCAGUGUAUGGAAAAUG
Molecule: messenger RNA, 7133 nt
Organism: Micropterus salmoides (largemouth bass)
Lineage: Eukaryota; Metazoa; Chordata; Actinopteri; Centrarchiformes; Centrarchidae
Product: lysine-specific demethylase RSBN1L-like
Exons: 9
Coding region: 139-4086 (1315 amino acids)
Cellular component (GO): nucleus
Source: RefSeq, a predicted model, not a curated record